UUUGAGCCAAACCAGUGAUAAAGAAGUCUCACAUUUUGUUUCAACCGAGAGAAAUUACUUGACGCAACGCCGUUCACGUUGAGGGUCAAAUGUUUUGAGGAUAUGCUGCACGUUUAAUCAAAAUGUCAAGUUUCUCGAGAUCUGCCCAGCAAUGGGCAACCUUUGGUCGUUCCUGGUUCCUGAUCGAUGCUAGAAUGCAGCCUCCUGGCAAGAUUGCGACCAUGUGUGCUAUUAGAUUACAGGGGAAACACAAGCCUAUCUACCAUGCAUUGAGUGACUGUGGUGACCAUAUAGUAGUAAUGAACACCAAACAAAUAGCUUUCUCUGGGAACAAAUGGGAGCAGAAAGUAUACUCAUCACACUCAGGGUAUCCAGGUGGAUUCAAACAGCUCACAGCGGCCCAGCUGCACCACAAAGACCCAAAAGCUAUCGUAAAGUUAGCGGUUUACGGCAUGUUGCCAAAGAAUCUGCACCGUCGCACCAUGAUGCAGAGGUUACACAUCUUUCCUGACGACGAGCUGCCAGAAGACAUCCGAGCCAACCUCACGGAGGAGCUGCCGCAGCCCAGAGAGGUCCCCAGGACGCUCAGCGAGUACACGCAGGAGGAGAUCGAUGCCUUCCCCCGGCUGUGGACACCACCUGAAAACUACAAGAUGAAAUGAGAUCCUGGGUGCCCGACGUGACCAAAGCUGAAGACUUUUUUUUUUUUUUUUACUCAACCCUGAAAGCAAAAGCAUUCUCGAUUACAUUUGUCAUUAUGUUGCUUAAAAUCAAAUGCAUUUUUAAUAGGAUUUGCUCUGAGAUGUUAUCUGUUCUAAAACAUAAAACAGUUUUUUUUUACUGUUUUGAUUCAACUUGGGGAAGACCAGGUAACAGCUCUGGCAUUGACUUGACUUCACAUUACACAAGUCAUAACCUAGACGCCAGCUAAUUCUGUGCUCCUCGCUACACAACAAUACACCCCACUGUCGUAUUUCCCUCGACAGCCGACUGAAUCAUCAGGAAACUUCCCUGGCGGUUCAGCUUUGAUCAGAGAAAAUCAGAUUUUGUUGGGUUUCAUUACACAACCAUGCGCUGAUCAGAUCUGCACCAAAAAAUAUGACAUCUGUUGUCCCGCCUUUGGAGCUUUCUGGGUUCACCGUGAAACCAAUUAAUAUGUUAAUUAACAUUCAGGCCAUCAGUAUGGUUUCAGGUGAACCUCUUGACUUUAGACAGAAAAAUCCAGAGCCCUUUGUCUUGUUAGUGUGUUGUGAAAGACGAGUUGUAAAAUAAUGUAAUAAACAAUUUAAUAAACCUG
Messenger RNA from Eleginops maclovinus (Patagonian blennie), 1297 nucleotides. It is a transcript of the gene mrpl13, whose product is annotated as mitochondrial ribosomal protein L13. The transcript has 7 exons. Gene Ontology annotation, molecular function: mRNA binding; structural constituent of ribosome. Gene Ontology annotation, cellular component: mitochondrial large ribosomal subunit; ribosome. Bases 123 to 662 code for a protein of 179 amino acids. Lineage: Eukaryota; Metazoa; Chordata; Actinopteri; Perciformes; Eleginopidae. The record is from RefSeq and is a predicted model, not a curated record. Gene Ontology annotation, biological process: negative regulation of translation; translation.